GAUGACUUGCUCUCCUUGAAAGUUGUCAGCGUCCUCCACCACCUCAGCAUCAAAAGAGCCAUUCAAGUUUUGAGAAUAAAUAACUUUGAGCCCAACUGUCUGCGCAGGAGGCCGUCUGAUGAGAAUAAUGUCACACCGUCUGAGGUCACCCAGUGGACCAAUCAUCGGGUGAUGGAGUGGUUGCGCUCUGUUGAUCUGGCAGAGUAUGCUCCUAAUCUGCGGGGAAGUGGCGUGCAUGGGGGACUGAUGGUUUUGGAGCCUCGUUUCAAUGUAGAAACCAUGGCACAGUUGCUGAACAUCCCACCAAACAAGACACUACUGAGACGGCACUUGGCGACUCAUUUCAACCUCCUCAUUGGGCAGGAGGCCCAGCAGCAGAAACGCGAAGCCAUGGAGUCCCCAGACUAUGUCCUCUUAACAGCAACUGCCAAAGUAAAGCCAAAGAAACUUGCCUUCAGCAAUUUUGGGAGCCUGAGGAAGAAGAAGCAAGAUGAUGUGGAAGAGUAUGUGUGUCCUAUGGAGCUGGGACGGGCACCUGGAAGUGGGUCAAAGAAGGGUUUUAAGCCUGGCUUGGAUAUCCGAGUAUAUGAUGAUGAUGAUUUGGACAGGCUGGAGCAGAUGGAAGAUUCAGAAGGAACAGUGAGGCAAAUAGGAGCGUUUUCUGAAGGCAUCAACAACUUGACACACAUGUUGAAGGAAGAUGACAUGUUUAAAGACUUUGCAACUCGCUCUCCAAGCACCAGUAUAACAGAUGAGGACUCCAACGUGUGACAGUAACCACCAGGCACUGACAAAGGCUCACUUUCCAAUGUGCAAGAAACGUCAUCAUUAUACAUGACGGGCAGCAGAUCACGUACAUUGCAUUGCUCCUGCUUCUCUUUGUUAGAAGUAAUACUGGAGGGUGGAGAAUUUAAGAAAAGAAAAAAGGAGGGUAAAAAAUAAAAGGUGCCUACUCUAAAGUUGCCAUAAGAAACACCCAGACACUGGUGAAUGGUAAUUGUUUUUACUAUAUUUAAUGUACAAACUGGUGAUACGUUU
Pterocles gutturalis (yellow-throated sandgrouse) is the source of this 1038-nucleotide messenger RNA. Its product is annotated as liprin-beta-1-like. NCBI's taxonomy places the organism in Eukaryota, Metazoa, Chordata, Aves, Pterocliformes, Pteroclidae. Gene Ontology annotation, molecular function: protein binding. The record is from RefSeq and is a predicted model, not a curated record. The annotation marks the transcript as partial. The transcript is spliced from 6 exons. Gene Ontology annotation, biological process: neuromuscular junction development. Gene Ontology annotation, cellular component: presynaptic active zone.